Messenger RNA from Parasteatoda tepidariorum (common house spider), 671 nucleotides. Its product is annotated as anaphase-promoting complex subunit 15. The record is from RefSeq and is a predicted model, not a curated record. Lineage: Eukaryota; Metazoa; Arthropoda; Arachnida; Araneae; Theridiidae. Gene Ontology annotation, cellular component: anaphase-promoting complex. Gene Ontology annotation, biological process: regulation of mitotic cell cycle spindle assembly checkpoint.
GAAAAGAAAUGAUCAUCGCUUAUGGACUCUAGACACCACAACAGAAAUCAUUGAACGAGCACAGAAGAGGAUUGACAUUAAUUCGAUAUUAAAGAUUUAAUUUAAAAAUAAAAACAUUUUCGCUGCUUCAAUUUAUUAAGAAUGAGUCUACCAGCCUUUCCAUCUCUUACACCUCGAGUUUCUGAACCACACUGGUUUUCUGUUGAUCGUCCUUGUGAUGAUGAUUCUGAAUUGACACAAAUGGAAAGAGAACAUCAAAACUGGCUUACUGCUAUUGCGGAGAAAGAUAAAGACAUGGUCCCUAUUGGAAAAACAGCUUCUGAGCAUUUUGAGGAAGAUGAUGAUGAAGAGGAGGAUGAUGAUAAUGAUGAUGAUGAAAGUGAGAGUAAUGAAGAAGAUGAUGAAGAAUUAGAUGCUGAAAUGAAUUAUGAUCAGGACACUGAAGUAAUUUGAAGAUUUUGUGAUAGCUUUGUUGCAAUGUUUCACUGAAAGAGAAUUAAAGGAAAACAAAUGAUGUUUAGAUUUCAGUUGUUCAUAUCAUCCUGUUUCAUCACUCUUACUUUCAAAGACAAGUUUUUGUUUCUUUGCAUUGUAUAUAUAACAUUGUUUUAAAAAUAUGAGAUCGUGUGUUUUUAUUUAUGAAAUUGAAUAAAGUCUAUAGUUGUCAAUUA